This is a messenger RNA of Momordica charantia (bitter melon), 2282 nucleotides long. RefSeq names its product chaperonin 60 subunit beta 4, chloroplastic. The record is from RefSeq and is a predicted model, not a curated record. NCBI's taxonomy places the organism in Eukaryota, Viridiplantae, Streptophyta, Magnoliopsida, Cucurbitales, Cucurbitaceae. Gene Ontology annotation, biological process: protein refolding. Gene Ontology annotation, molecular function: ATP-dependent protein folding chaperone; ATP binding.
UCUUCUUAUUCCUUAUCCUCCAAGCCAAUUGUUAAUUCCAUAGUCCGCCAUUGCAGCUUAUCUUCAUUCUUCACUUUGAUACUUCUUCUGCGGUGGCGGAACCAUGACGUCUUCUCCAACUCCCAUCUCUCCACUCUCUCUUCCCAACUCAAGACCAAAAUCAAACAGACCGCCGUCUUCAUUGCCUCCUGCGUGGAACCCCAGCCCCAAAUCCGUCCCCAAAGAGCUCUACUUCAACCGCGACGGGUCUGCCUUGAAGAAGCUUCAGGUUGGAGUUGAUUUGGUGGCGGAGUUGGUGGGCGUUACGUUAGGGCCGAAGGGGAGGAAUGUGGUGCUUCAAAACAAAUAUGGACCGCCCAAGAUCGUUAAUGACGGUGAAACCGUCCUCAAAGAGAUUGAGCUGGAAGACCCUUUAGAGAACGUUGGCGUGAAAUUGGUGAGACAAGCUGGUGCAAAGACAAAUGACCUUGCUGGUGAUGGUUCCACUACAUCUGUCGUUCUUGCCCAGGGAUUGAUUGCUGAGGGUAUGAAGGUUAUUUCAUCUGGCAUGAAUCCUGUACAAAUUGCACGUGGAAUUGAGAUGACUGCAAGAGCACUAGUUUCUGAACUGAAAUUGAUAUCAAGAGAGGUAAUCAAGGUUGAAGAUCACGAAAUAGCACAUGUUGCCGCAGUUAGUGCUGGGAAUGAUUAUGCUGUGGGAAAUAUGAUUUCAGAUGCCCUUCGUCAAGUUGGAAGGAAAGGAGUUGUCCAAAUUGAAAAAGGGAAGAGUGUUGAUAACAGCCUGCAAAUUGUGGAAGGGAUGCAAUUUGAUCGUGGAUAUUUGUCUCCGUACUUUGUUACUGAUAGACGGAAGAUGAUGGCAGAAUUCCAUGAUUGCAAGUUACUGUUGAUCGACAAAAAAAUCUCAGAUCCAAAGGAAAUGUUUAAAAUAUUGGACAGUGCAGUGAAAGAGAAAUUCCCAAUUGUGAUAUUGGCAGAGGGCAUUGAGCAGGAAGCUCUGGCUCCAGUAAUUAGGAAUAAACUAAGAGGUGUACUGAAGGCAGCUGCUAUCAAGGCUCCUGCCUUUGGCGAGCGCAAGAGUCACUACUUAGAUGACAUAGCCACCUUAACUGGAGCAACCGUGAUUAGAGAAGAUAGUGGAUUGACUUUAGAAAAGACCGGCAAAGAGGUAUUGGGCUCCGCUACCAAGGUUGUUAUAUCAAAGGAUUCCACACUAAUAGUUACAGAUGGAAGAACUCGGGAAGCAGUUCAAAAAAGAGUUUUACAGAUUCAAAAGCUUAUGGAGAAUACGGAGGAAAAUUUUCCAAAGAAGAUAUUGAACGAGAGAAUUGCAAGAUUAUCUGGGCGAAUUGCUAUUCUUCAGGUAGGAGCACAAACUGAAGUCGAGUUGAAGGACAGACAGUUAAGGAUUGAGGAUGCGUUGAAUGCAUCAAAGGCCGCAAUUGAAGAAGGUGUUGUUGUUGGUGGUGGAUGUUGUCUUUUAAGGCUGUCUACCAAGGUGGAUGAUAUAAAGAGUGUCUUGGAAAAUGAAGAACAGAUGAUUGGAGCUGAGAUUUUCAGAAGGGCUUUGAGUUAUCCUACAAAACUAAUAGCAAGAAAUGCCGGUGUCAAUGGAAACAUGGUUAUAGAUAAGGUUCUAAUCAACAAAGAUAUUAAAUAUGGAUAUAAUGCUGCAACAGACUGUUACGAGGAUUUAAUGAAAGCUGGAAUCAUGGAUCCAUCAAAGGUAGUCAGAUGUUGCCUGGAGCAUGCAGCGUCGGUUGCCAAAACUUUUCUGACAUCCGAUGCUGUUGUAGUGGAAAUUAAGGAACCAAAACCCAUCCCAAGAAGAAGACGGAUGCUGUUGUAGUGGCCUCAGACAAAUGGGUCUUUAGCCCGACGAACAAGAUCAGAGUAUGAGAUUACUGUUUCCAGACACAGCCGCGCAAUGUUUUAGUCAUCAGACUAAUGGGUUUUUAGCCACCAUUAAGAUGGAACGUUUCUUGCCCAAGUUGGAGCAAUAAACUGGCUGAUACGAGGCAAUGUUGAGCAGCAAGGUCAGAGCCAAGGAGGCCAAGAAUUUGUAGAGAGAAUGUUCUCUUCACCGAUGACAAUUCCAUUACUUCAGAAAAUCCGCUAGUCAAUUAUACUUGUAUGACCUGUAAUGUAUUUUGAUUAUAACUAGGAUGAAGUACAAAAUCUUAUCCUCGUUCUGUUGUUGAUAAUUUCUUCCAACUAAUGCUGUAAUUUAAAACCCGAAUGGAUGACGAAUUUAUAAAUGCAACUUAUUGGAAGUGGAAUGA